Cydia fagiglandana is the source of this 3536-nucleotide messenger RNA. RefSeq names its product sideroflexin-2 (gene Sfxn2). Gene Ontology annotation, cellular component: mitochondrial inner membrane. Gene Ontology annotation, molecular function: monoatomic ion transmembrane transporter activity. The coding region runs from base 158 to 985 and encodes 275 amino acids. Gene Ontology annotation, biological process: serine import into mitochondrion; monoatomic ion transport. The transcript is spliced from 10 exons. The record is from RefSeq and is a predicted model, not a curated record. Lineage: Eukaryota; Metazoa; Arthropoda; Insecta; Lepidoptera; Tortricidae.
UGUUUGACUUUGACAGUUGGUGAUACGGUUCGUUUGGUUUGGGCCCGGCCGAGUUGAGCUGCUGCUGUUGAGCUGCUUGCAAAGUAGGCGCUUAAUAUUUAUUUAACUUUAGUAUCUAAAUACCGAUUUAUCAAAUACGGAAUAAUAAUAACUGAAAAUGGCAUCUGAAAAGAGGAUAGACAUCACCAAGCCGCUCUGGGACCAGAGCACCUUUGUAGGCAGGUUCAAGCAUUUUGCCUUCAUCUCCAAUCCUCUACUGUCUUUGGUGCCGGAGUCUGAACUGCAUGAAGCUAAGGAGCUGUAUUUUAAGUACAUAGAAGGCAAAGAGCCUGCCAACACUCCCAUGGACAAAUUGGUCCGAGCCAAGCAGCUAUACGAAUCAGCAUUCCAUCCGGAUAGCGGAGAGCUACAAAAUGUGUUUGGCCGUAUGUCCUUCCAAAUGCCUGGAGGCUGCCUCGUCACAGGAGCUAUGUUGCAGUGGUACAGAACAGGUACAGCCAUAGUAUUCUGGCAGUGGGUAAACCAGUCGUUCAACGCACUAGUCAACUAUACUAACCGCAACGCCAACUCGCCGCUCACGACGACGCAGAUGGGGGUCGCUUAUGUAUCGGCCACGUCCGCUGCUAUGGCUACGGCGCUAACUUUCAAGUUCGUCGUUCAGAAGCGCGCUAAGAAUCCUAUCCUAGCGAGGUUCGUGCCUUUUGUAGCCGUGGCGGCCGCCAACUGGGUGAACAUCCCCUUGAUGCGACAGAACGAGAUUAUAAAAGGUCUGGAGGUCUCAGACGAGAACGGGAAGAUUAUCGGCAAGUCUCAGCUAGCCCCCGCUAAGGGAAUCUCACAAGUGGUUACUUCUAGGAUCGUAAUGUGCGCCCCCGGGAUGUUGCUACUGCCGGUUAUAAUGGAGAGGAUCGAGCACAAGCCGUGGAUGCAGCGCAUCCGCUGGGCACACGUCGGCAUCCAGACCGCCAUCGUGGGCAUGUUGUAAGUAUUGAUGCCAGGCAUGAUCGAGCACAAGCCGUGGAUGCAGCGCAUCCGCUGGGCACACGUCGGCAUCCAGACCGCCAUCGUGGGCAUGUUGUAAGUAUUGAUGCCAGGCAUGUUGCUACUGCCGGUUAUAAUGGAGAGGAUCGAGCACAAGCCGUGGAUGCAGCGCAUCCGCUGGGCACACGUCGGCAUCCAGACCGCCAUCGUGGGCAUGUUCCUAACCUUCAUGGUACCGACUGCCUGUGCUCUCUUCCCGCAAAGAUGUAAAAUCUCAACUGACACCAUCAAACGAUUCGAACCCGAGAAUUAUGAGGAAAUAUUGAAAAAUACGGACGGCAAACCUCCUCAAUACGUAUACUUCAACAAGGGUCUGUAAGCAGUUGUUAUUAAGGGUCUGUAAGCCGUAGCUGUAAGUAGUUGUUAUUAUGUAAAAUAUAAUAGUAAAUCUUGUCUAUGGACUCAAGAAUAUUUAACGGAGGUAGAAAUGUAGAAAAUUUGUUUAAAUAUGUCAGUAUUUUGACAGGCUUUCUAAAUAAUAAAGUACAGAUGUAGUGCAUAAUAAAAUUGUUUUCUAUCGUAUUUUGACGGAAACGUACUAACGUCUCUUGCUAUUUCAGUCAGUCUCGGUACAAAAAGUACUGAGGUUGACUGAAGUGGCAUGACAAAUACGAACGUUUCCGAAAAAAUACGAUGGAAUACAAUUAUGCACUACAUCUGUAAGAUAAACGUUAUAUCUUAUGCCGAUUCAGAUGUUUGUAAAAGUGGAAGAAAUCAAGUGUAUUAGGUACGAAAAAGAUAGCUUUGAGAAGACCUUGGUCCUGAGGAACUACAUUUUUUAAAACUAUUGAUGUGUCCAUAGACAAGCAUAUAAAAAAUAGCUGUCGGUGUUGUUAUGGGUGACCAGUGUUGCCAUAUCAAAUGGGCGUAAAUAUAGAAGAGUAAGCAGAGAAUUAAGUAGAUUUAAGAAAAUGAAUUAGCGUAUUUGACUUACUUGCGCUUAUUUUAAAUUGCUGUUAGAAUUUUGUUUAUUGGGUAUUUUAAAAAUCGAAUAAUCUAAGCGCAUUUUUUUUAAAGAAUAUCCAGACUUCGGAGAAUUCGUAAAUUCGUAAAUUAGGUGCCUUACUUGGGUUUUGAAAAUCGGUUAUGUUAAUUUGUUGUUAAAAUGAUAUUACCUAAGAUCAUAAUUUACUAUAGGUACGUACGUAAUACCUAUAUCGUUACUCUGAAAUAUUUUUUUAUUGUUUUUUUAGUAAUUAAGUUUACUCGUAAGUGUUAUUGGAAACCAGUAUUGUUUUAAUUAAAAGGUAAAAUCAUUAUUUUUUUACCUUUCAAAAAUCAUGCCUUUAAUCUUUAUCACAUUUUUACUUAUUUUAACGUUUAUUUACUUUGUAAGAUUAUUUUGGAAUUUCGUUUUAGGAAUGUUUAUUUUUGCGCUUUAUUUUUUCUCUAUAUUGAAAACCAUACAUUCCGAUUGGUAUUACUUAAUAAAAUAUACGCAGUCUGUGCUUUUAUAUGCAUUUGCUGUUGUUAAAACGCACUAAGGAAUUACGAAUGUCAUUAAAUCUAUGCUACGUAAUUUAGGUAUAUAACGUACUAUUUCACGGUUGCAGUGAAAUUAGGUCUAAAUGUAUACUAAUUACUCUAUCUAUACUUCGGUUUUUUUAGCAUUAGAAAUUAGGUAACAAUCUUGAUGUUUCUUUUAAUUGAAAAACACAUUUUAAUAAUAAGUUACGGCAAAUAUGUAACAAUGAUGAAUCUAAUACGAUCAUUUAUAUUCUUCUGCUUUCGUAAGUAAUAGUUACUGAUUUUUAAAAAGCGUUUUUUAAUUAAAAAACAUGUCAAGAUCGCUUACCUUCUUGCAAGUUCUUUCUAAUGCUAAAAAAAAACGAACUAUAGUUAGUUAACACUUUCAGUGCCAAGAACCCGCUAGUCGGGUCCCCGGGAUGUCCUUUCGGGACGUCACCGGCGUCAACCCCAAGGAUAAGAUAGAUAUAGCUCUAAAUUCCUAAAAUAAAUCACAAAAAAUACCGCUAGUCGGGUUCAUUUUGUAUUGAAAAUGGACGCUUGGUACUGAAAGUGUUAACUGUCGAAUUUAUAUAUAUGCUCAUGGACAAUUUUAGAGGAAGGCAAGAAAAGUUUAAUUACUGGAUUACAGCACUUAAAGUAAUUUCAAAAUUAUUAAUUAAACUUUUUUUUGCGUUCCUCUAAAUUUGUCCAUGAGUGUAGUUCAUUAAUUAUGGAAAUAACACUUUUAUUCGGUUAAAUUCCGCUAUUGCAUACUCAUAAAACAAUCUGUAUUCUUAUCAAAGUUAUCAAGAAUUAUUCAAAUCUUGAACUAUCAGAAUUGUGAUUUAUUGAUACGCUCAGUUUAGUAAAUAUUUCUAGUCUUUUUUUAGUGCUCAGAAGCAAUUAGCCUAUGUCAUUUCCUUAAAUUGUGCCAUUAAUAUUUAUACACAGUUUUUCGAAAUCUGAUGUUUUUUGAUUAUAACAGCUUUUUACAUUUUUUGUUUAAACGGCAAGCAAGGCUAAGACAAUAAAAUACCUAUAGAGAA